UAUUUAAUGCUGCCUCUUAUGAUGAUGAUGAGAAUCUUGAUCUGGAUUCAUCGUCGUCGUUGUUGUUGUUGACAGACCCAAACAAAAUAUCCAUAAAAGAAAACAUUCUAAUUCAACCCUGAAUAUAUGAGAGAGAGAGAGAAAAGAUGAAAAAAAACAAUUGUUGCCCAUUGUGUUGAUUGUGGUUGACGUGGUGAAUGUAUUUUAUUACAUUACUACGUCAUUUUAAUGUUGCCAUAUUUUUUUUGUUGUUGUUGUUGUUGUACUCAACCGGGGACUAUUUUACGAUUUACGAUAAACCACCGUUUUUGUGUGUGUGUGUGUCGAAGGAUUAGAUUUUCAAGCUUCGCUGAUCAUCCAUUCGAUUCGAUUCGAUGGUCAAUCAUCAACAGAAUGAACAUCAUCAUUCUCAUUCUGUCAAGAAUGAUGAGUUAACAUCAUCACCAUCAUCGAGUCCUACUCCUGGUUCGAAUUGCAUAAUGAAAAAGAAAUCAAUUUCCGGUAGAAAAAAACGUAAAAAACCAUCAGUUAAUCAAAGAAGUUUAAUUAGACAAAUAUCGAAUCAAGGUGGUAGUGGUAAUCUAAAACGUUGUUCAUCUGAUCUUUUAUUGGAAAAGAUUAAACAUUAUGAAGUUAUUGAUAAAAAAACGGCAAGAAAAAAUUCACUUACACAAUAUCUGGAAUCAAAUCCACAUCAUGAUCCAAAUGAUCAACGACAUCAACGACGAUCAUCAUCAUUAUGUCGUGUUACAGGACCAAGUUUUACUGUCAUAUAACAAUGAAACAUGAUGUACUUGGUGAUAAUUUCCAUUUUCCUGUCGCUAAUCAGGC
Molecule: messenger RNA, 831 nt
Organism: Dermatophagoides farinae (American house dust mite)
Lineage: Eukaryota; Metazoa; Arthropoda; Arachnida; Sarcoptiformes; Pyroglyphidae
Source: RefSeq, a predicted model, not a curated record